AUGUCCCCCGCCCCCGCCCUCCCCGAGUCCAAGGACCUGUCGUACCACCUCACCAAGCGUGUGCAGGCGCAGACGCCCUCCGUCAUGAAGGCGUACGGCAAGCUUCUGCAGGCCCGCAAGACGCCGCCUACGUCGCUCGCUGGCGGUCUCCCCCACCACACGCUUUUCCCCCUCCAGAAGGCCGAGUUCCGCAUCCCCUCGUUCCAGUCGCUCGACGGUGACGUCGGCUCGUGGAUCGACGGCACGGCCGAGACGGAGAACAUCCACCUCAAGAAGACUGGCCCUGGCACCGAGAACGACGAGGACGGCAUCCUCGACUUCAACCUCAUCCUCCAGUACGGCCUGACGAACGGCUACCCCGAGCUGCACGAGAAGCUCGCCGAGUACAACCACCUCGUGCACGGCCAGCCGACGUCCGACCAGAGCGUGUACCUCACCCUCGGCAACACGGACGGCGUGUCCAAGGUGUUCCAGCUCUUCAUCGAGCCCGGAGACAACGUCCUCGCAGAGGAGUACUCGUUCGCGUCGUCGCUCAACUCUGGCCGCGCGCGCGGUGCCGUCUGGUGGCCCGUCAAGAUUGACGGCCAGGGUCUCAUCCCCGAGGACCUCGACCGCGUCCUCACCGAGUGGGACGAGGACAAGCAGGGCAAGAAGCCCCACCUCCUCUACACUAUCCCCGCUGGCCAGAACCCCACCGGCACCGUGCAGCCCGCCGAGCGCUACGACGCCAUCUACGCCCUGGCGCAGAAGCACGACCUCAUCAUCGCCGAGGACGACCCAUACUUCCCCCUCCAGUACACCGCCUACGAGCCCGACCAGGAGAAGCGCGCCGCCCACCUCGCUGCCGCGCGGGCCAGCCUCCCCCCGCUCCCCGAGAAGCCCAACGACGAGGACGCGCGCGCCGUCGCCAAGGUCUUCAACGAGUACGCCAACAUCCGCUCGUACGCCUCGCGCGAUGUCGACGGCCGUGUCCUCCGCAUCGACACCUUCUCCAAGGUCUUCGGCCCCGGUAUCAGAACCGGCUGGAUCACUGCCUCGGCUGGUUUCCAGGACCGCCUCCAGCGUGUCGGUGAGACGUCGACCCAGGUGCCCAACAACGUCGGCCAGGCGCUCCUUGCGUCGUACCUGUCUGACAAGCACUGGGGUGUCGGCGGCUGGCUGCGCUGGGUGUUUGGUGUCCGUCUCGAGUACCAGCGCAAGCGCGACUACUUCCUCGACAAGCUCGCCGAGUACGCCCCCAAGGACCUCGUGUCGACCGUCCCCGCCCUCGGCGGCAUGUUCCAGUGGCUCGAGGUCGCCAUCGAGAAGCACCCCCGCUUUGAGCGCACCGUCGUCGACGGCGUCGAGAAGACCAACACCCAGGAGCUCACCGACGAGCUCUGGAACUUCAUCCUCGAGCAGGGCAACGUCCUCGUCAUGCCCGCAAGGCUCUUCCAGGUCGUCGCUCCCAACGGCGACGAGUCGGCCCGCUCCAACAAGUUCCGUGCCACCUUUGCCGGCGACCUCCCUACCAUUGACAAGGCCCUCAAGGGCUUUGGCGAGUCGGUCGAGCUCUUCUUCAAGAAGUAA
This is a messenger RNA of Vanrija pseudolonga, 1569 nucleotides long. RefSeq names its product L-tyrosine:2-oxoglutarate aminotransferase atrD (gene atrD). Bases 1 to 1569 code for a protein of 522 amino acids. Gene Ontology annotation, molecular function: L-2-aminoadipate:2-oxoglutarate transaminase activity; pyridoxal phosphate binding; aromatic-amino-acid:2-oxoglutarate transaminase activity. The record is from RefSeq and is a predicted model, not a curated record. Gene Ontology annotation, biological process: aromatic amino acid catabolic process; L-tyrosine biosynthetic process. Lineage: Eukaryota; Fungi; Basidiomycota; Tremellomycetes; Trichosporonales; Trichosporonaceae. The transcript has 2 exons.